UGUAUAGGUGCUGGGGUUGAGGGAACAGGGAAUAGCAUCUCUAGUCUCCCGUGGGGACUUCCAAACACACUCGCCCUGCUUACCCUCGCCGGGCAAUCAGCCCCCCACCCACGCUUCGCUGUUCUGUGCAGAAAGGCCCUCGAGGGAAGUGGAGGUGGAGACCCCGAGAGAGCGGAAGUGAGAAGGGAGGUGGUACUGCCCUUCUUCUCUGUCUGCCCCCAUCACGACCAGAUCACUGCACCACUUUCCCCCAUCUGAGUGGACGGGCAUUGGUGGAAAGAAAUGUGGAGGCUCCCAUUGGUGAUGGCCACUCUGCAGGCGCUGGGACAAGCCCACGGAUCGGGGUUAGAGGAUCCGUGUCCAUUUGCUGUCUGGCAACGGCCGGGAUCAGUGCAGCAAGGAGCUGGGGAGUCGGUGGAGAUGAACUGCUCCUUGCACCCCACGCUGCCUCCUUUUUCCCGGAUCCUUUUCAGCUGGUUCCGGGGGAAGGAUGCCAUCCUGCAGAGCAACAGCUCGGUGGCCCAGGGCUCUCGGAUGCUGGUCUCCUCGGAUCCGGCCACCUCCUCCAGCCACUUGAGGGUCCGGUGUCUGACUGGAAACGAUUCGUCUCUGUAUCGGUGCCAGGUCAUGGUGCUCAUCAACAAUCAGCCUUGCCUGAUAGAGGGAACCGGCACCAUCCUCACAGUCAUAGAAGCUCCAGGGACUAACAGCACCUCCAGCCAGGAGGGGGAGGAGACAAAGAUUAAGGAAAAGAAGUCAACGUUCUUCACAAUCAGCUUGGGUGUGCUGGUGACCCUGAUUGCCACAGCUGCGGGCUUCCUGGUUUGGCUCAAGAGAAGGAGGAGGAGGAAGAGGAAGGGUCGGGAAGAUCCUACUCCUAUGGCUGUAGCCGAAGCUCGGUCCCGUGCUCCAGCUUGUCCCAGCGUUCCCCUGAGACAGGGUUCGCUCAAGGCUUCAGGAGAAGUCACCUAUGCAGAUAUCACCAUCCGAACUGGAACUGGAAAGAGAGAACACCGAGUCUCAGAUCUGGAGUAUGCAGAGAUCAGGACAGACCCCGGGAGAACCAAAGGCCCCAAAACACUGGUCCUCCACCACCCUUCUCUCCACGGACAAGAUCUGGUAAAGUCCAGAAUUCCAUUCUGAUGGUCUCAUCACACCUUACCUUGGGACCCAUCACGAUCCACGAUUCCAGACUCUCCCUUCUUUGCCCCCCACCCACGUUCUCUCCUGGGGUCUCUCCUCCCAUCCCAUCUGAACCCCUUUCCCUUAUUCGUCCAUCUCUCGGCCUGAAUUGGACUGUCCUGGCCUUGCUUACUGCCCCAGGCCCCGCUCCUAAUCCUCCUGUUCCUCUUCCUCCUUUGGGUUGGGUGGAGUUAAAAAUUAAAGCUGUUUUUUGGA
Ornithorhynchus anatinus (platypus) is the source of this 1398-nucleotide messenger RNA. RefSeq lists its product as uncharacterized. The transcript is spliced from 5 exons. Lineage: Eukaryota; Metazoa; Chordata; Mammalia; Monotremata; Ornithorhynchidae. The coding region runs from base 283 to 1143 and encodes 286 amino acids. The record is from RefSeq and is a predicted model, not a curated record.